This is a messenger RNA of Hippoglossus stenolepis (Pacific halibut), 1966 nucleotides long. RefSeq names its product CLN5 intracellular trafficking protein (gene cln5). The coding region runs from base 35 to 1054 and encodes 339 amino acids. Gene Ontology annotation, cellular component: lysosome; lysosomal membrane. Gene Ontology annotation, biological process: lysosome organization. The record is from RefSeq and is a predicted model, not a curated record. The transcript has 4 exons. Lineage: Eukaryota; Metazoa; Chordata; Actinopteri; Pleuronectiformes; Pleuronectidae. Gene Ontology annotation, molecular function: hydrolase activity, acting on glycosyl bonds.
GUGAGCGGUGAUGCGGAAGUGAGGGAGAAGUAUCAUGGGAAGUGAGUCGGUUGUGUCUGUAGGAAACAUGUCGGGGUCAGUUGUGUGUUUAAGCCUGCUGCUGUUUCUUGAUGUCGGUGCUCAGCUCAGGGACAAUGUCCGGCAGCAGUGGCCGAUUCCCUACAGGCGGUUUGACCGUCGGCCUGCUGCCGACUCCUACUGUGAAGCUCUCUUCCCGUUCUGUCCCACCGGAGACGGCGAUGGACGGAUGCCCUCCAUGAGCGACACUGACGUGAUCUCAGUGUACAGACUGCAAACACCUGUGUGGGAAUUCAAGUACGGAGAUCUGCUGGGGAAAUUUCAUAUCAUGCAUGAUGCCAUCGGGUUCAGCAGCAAAGAGACGGGGGCCAACUACACCAUGGAGUGGUAUGAGCUGUUUCAGCUGGGAAACUGCACCUUCCCUCACCUGCGACCCGACGUGUUCGCACCUUUCUGGUGCAACCAGGGAGCCGCCUGCUUCUUCGGCGGCAUCGAUGACCCACACUGGUCACAAAACGGCACAUUGGAGAAAAUAGGAGAAAUAACUGGGGGCCAGUUCAAUGACAUGGCUCAGUGGGUCCAAGACGACAACGAGACCGGGAUCUAUUACGAGACGUGGACAGUUCGCUCGGACCCCGGACCCAAUGCCACAGUGUGGUUCGAGUCUUACGACUGCUCCCAGUUUGUCCACCGCACAUACAGGAAACUCUCUGAGCUCGGAGCCAAACUCUCCAGUCGAUCACAAACCAACUACACCAAGAUCUACCUGUACAGCGGAGAGCCCAGUUACCUCGGCAACGACAGCGCCAUAUUCAGUCAGCCCGCUCUGAAGAACCUGGCAACGGACAUCCGUACAUUUUACCACAGGUUCCGGCCGCACCAGUCGUUUAUAGACUUCACCAUCAGUCUACUGGAGGCGUAUAAAAAGGUUGUGCUGGACAAGAGCUUUUACCUCUACUACAACUUUGAGUACUGGCAUCUGCCAAUGAAACCUCCUUAUGUGCAGAUUACAUAUGAAGAGGUGCCUUUGCCUUAACGUCCCAUCUGCACCAAUCAUUUUCAUUAAGAAUGAAUCAGUCUAUUAACUGAUCAUCCGAAGUAUUAGCGAUAAAUGGCCCAUCUUCACAUUUGAGAAGCAGAAACCAGUGAAUGUCGUUUAAAUGAUGGAUUAUUUAAAUAAUUGUCGACGCUCAAAGUAACAUUUUUGAUGAUUAAUGAUGUUCAUCAGCUGAUUUUGCUCAGUUUAAAGUGCCCUCUGCAGUUUUUUUGUAAAGAAACAUUCUGUUAUCCAGUAUUUCUCACCAAAUGCACUGUAUGUAUCCUCAAGGCUUGUUUACUGCCGUUUCUUCUUCAUAAAACAUUUGCAGACCUCAUGUUUUGAAUGUUUCACACUGUGCUUUCUUCCACCCGUUUGUUUGCUGCCUCUCUUGGUGCAUUGCUGAACUGUCAUCGCCACCUGCUGAUGAAGAAAAUGUGAUAUGAUCUUCAGAACAGCUACUAAAUGGAACUUUUCAUUAGAUUUGUCUUUUUAAUUGGUGGACAUUUUUUUUGUUAAUGUUUAAUUGGUGACAAACUGACCCUUCACUUUAAUCAUCGGUUGUUCAGGAGAGCUUGAAUGCUUUCCUAACUCGCUGCUUAAAUACUGUAAAUAUGUACAGGAAGAAACUCAUUUUGACAAGAGGUUUGUAAAAAUGGAGAAAAACUAUUUCCAUAUAUAGAAAAAGUGCCUGUUAUGUAUAGAGUGUAAUAAAUAUCACCCUAAUCAACCUAUAUCAAGCUCUCAGGUGGGACUAUGUCAAACUUUGAGCACAUUUCCCAGCAGAGACUCUGAGAUGUUUGAUAAUUAUGGACAAACUAUUGUAAAGUAUAUGAGGAUGUUCACCAAAUGAACAAGGACUGUUUCACACAUCAUUUUCUGUUUUUACGGAUUAAAAAAACCCUGCAAUUA